Paramecium pentaurelia is the source of this 414-nucleotide messenger RNA. The record is from the annotation of a GenBank genome assembly. NCBI's taxonomy places the organism in Eukaryota, Ciliophora, Oligohymenophorea, Peniculida, Parameciidae.
AUGCUUAAAUUGCAUAGUAGAGAAGAAUUGAAAGAGAUUCUCCAAAGAAGAUCAUCUCUAAAUAAUGAACUUUCAAUACUUUAGAGGAGUGCUCUAAUGCAAUUAAAUAAUCAUACAACUGAAGAAUUAUAAUCUAACCAAAAAGCCCCAGGAGGAAGUCCUGCCCAUAUAAGAAUCAAUCUUCAACAAUUUAAACUUCCUAAAAUUCAACACACUACUAAAAUUAUUACAAAUAAAUAUAUUGGAGAAUAUAACAAUAUGUUAGGAAUAAUUACAAGCAAACACUAAAUUCCUUAACGAAAUUGUACAUACAGAAGUGCUUCUUCUUAUCAUAAUACUGAUUAAUUUAUUGAAAAAUAGAAUUACGUCAUCAAUUAAUUCAUUCGUCCUAGAAAAUUGGGAACUUUUAGAUGA